UGGCAACGGACCUGAUCCUGCAGUCGCUCCCUGAGCUGUAUAAGGGUUUUGUCAUGAACUACAUGAUGCAUGAUCUUGACAAACCCCUUCCGGAGCUUCUUAAAAUGCUCCAGACUGCAGAGGAGAACCUUACUAAGGGCAAGGGUGCUUCCGUCCUUAUGGUCCAAGGCGGAAAGGGGAAGCCGAAGAAGGGGAUUAAGAUUAAGGCUAGGACGGUCGGAAAGCCUAAAUCGAAGUCCACUUCAUCUGCAACCCAGAAACCCAUAGGAGGAGUUGCAAAGGGAAAAUGCCAUCACUGUGGUAAGGCAGGCCACUGGAGAAGAAACUGCAAGACAUACCUCGCAACCAAGAAGAAGGAAGGUACGACCAGUUCUUCUGAGAAUCAUUCUGGGGGGUAUGCGCUGAGCACUGCAAUAUAUACUCUUAACCGAGUUCCAACCAAGGCGGUUGAAGGAACACCAUACCAGCUAUGGACGGGCAAAUGCCCGGUUAUGUCACACUUAAAGAUUUGGGGCUGUGAGGCUUAUGUCAAACGUCUUAUGAUGAAUGGCAAGCUUGACGCUAAGUCUGAUAAGUGUUUCUUCGUGGGAUACCCAAAGGAAACUCAAGGGUAUUCAUUCUAUCACCCUAUCGAUAAGAAGGUAUUCGUUGCUCGCAAUGGUGUCUUCCUCGAGAAGGAAUUUCUUUCCAUCGCAACUAGCGGGAGAAAGAUAGAGCUCGAAGAAAUUCGAGACGACAAAGAAACUACCGCGCUGGUUCUGGAACAUGAGCUAGAGGAACAAACUGUUGUACCUCAACAUGCUCAAGAUACACAAGAACCCCGUAGGUCUAACCGGUUACGCACACAACCUGAAAGGACUAAGGAUGCCUUCCUGGUAUAUGGCGGAAAAGAUGAGCUCAGUAUUGUUGGAUAUACUGAUGCCAGCUUCCAAAAUGAUAGAGAUGACUUCAAGUCGCAGGCAGGGUAUGUGAUUUGUUUGAAUGGCGGAGCUGUUACCUGGAAGAGUUACAAGCAAGAUACUACCGCUGAUUCCACUAUAGAAGAAGAGUACAUGGCUGCAGCCGAGGCAGCCAAGGAAGGUGUGUGGCUCAAGAAUUUUAUUACUGAGCUUGGAGUGGUUCCUAGCAUCAAGAACCCUAUACCGUUGUUUUGCGACAACAAUGGGGCAAUUGCACAAGCGAAAGAACCUCAGUCUCACCAGAAGACAAAACACAUCGUUAGACGUUAUCACAUCAUACGAGAAAUCGUUGCACGUGGGGACGUUGAGAUUUGCAAGAUAGGUACAGACGACAAUAUCGGGGAUCUGUUGACGAAGGCUUUGGGAAAGCCUAAACACGAGAGUCAUACAUGGUCCAUGGGCAUUCAGGAAAUGCUUGAUUGCCCUUAGGGCAAGUGGGAGAUUGUUGUAUUUAGGUGCCCUAGAGGCAAUCAAAUACCUAUGUAACUGUACACUUUAUCAUGAAUGAAAGGCCUUGAAGUAU
This is a messenger RNA of Cuscuta campestris, 1482 nucleotides long. The record is from the annotation of a GenBank genome assembly. NCBI's taxonomy places the organism in Eukaryota, Viridiplantae, Streptophyta, Magnoliopsida, Solanales, Convolvulaceae.